GAGGCAGGGGAACUUCUACUGAUUAGAACUUUGAACUAAUCGAAGAAAUAUCUAAAUGGCUUCCAUAGAGAGCGAUGGGGACAGUGAUAACAAAGGUAGCAUGUGGGUUUUGGAUCAGAAGAUUGACCAGCCUAUGGAUGAAGAGGCAGGAAGGCUCAGAAAUAUGUACAGGGAAAAAAAAUUUUCUGCACUAUUACUUCUGCGGCUUGCGUAUCAGAGUCUUGGUGUGGUUUAUGGAGAUUUGGGUACUUCCCCUCUGUAUGUUUUCUACAAUACGUUCCCUCAAGGAAUUGACGAUCAAGAGGACAUUAUUGGGGCUCUUUCUUUGAUUAUAUACUCUCUCACUCUGGUGCCACUCCUCAAAUAUGUUUUUGUUGUAUUAAGAGCAAAUGACAAUGGCCAAGGUGGUACUUUUGCACUUUAUUCCUUGCUUUGUCGGCAUGCUAAAAUAAAAACAAUUCCUAAUCAGCAUCGUACUGAUGAGGAGCUAACAACAUAUAGUCAUUCUACCUUCCAUGAAAGGUCAUUUGCUGCAAAAACUAAAAGAUGGUUAGAGGAAAAUGCAUUUAAGAAGAAUGUCAUUCUUGUUCUUGUCCUUGUUGGCACCUGCAUGGUGAUUGGAGAUGGUAUACUUACCCCUGCUAUAUCAGUUUUAUCAGCUGCUGGUGGCAUCAAAGUGAACCAGCCUGGAAUGAGCAGUAAUAUAGUUGUGCUGGUUGCUGUGGUAAUAUUAGUUGCUUUAUUCAGCAUGCAACACUAUGGUACAGACAAAGUUAGCUGGCUCUUUGCUCCGGUUGUCCUUCUCUGGUUUCUUCUGAUUGGGGGUAUAGGUAUAUUCAACGUCUGGAAAUAUGGCACGACCGUUCUAAAAGCCUUUUCACCUGUGUAUAUCUAUCGAUAUUUUAGAAGAGGAGGAAAAGAUGCUUGGACUUCCCUCGGAGGUAUCAUGCUUAGCAUAACAGGGACAGAGGCUCUUUUUGCCGAUCUAGCUCAUUUUCCUGUUUCAGCUGUACAGAUCGCAUUUACUCUACUUGUGUUCCCCUGCCUUCUUUUAGCUUAUUCCGGACAAGCUGCUUACCUAAUGAAUAAUAUGGGUCAUGCGCAAGAUGCUUUUUAUCGCUCUAUUCCAGAUAGAAUAUAUUGGCCAGUAUUUGUUGUAGCAACAGCGGCAGCUAUAGUUGCAAGCCAGGCCACAAUAACUGCAACCUUUUCAAUUAUCAAGCAAGCCCUAGCACAUGGUUGUUUUCCAAGAGUGAAAGUUGUACACACAUCGAAGAAAUUCCUUGGCCAGAUAUAUAUUCCAGAUAUUAAUUGGAUCCUCAUGAUUCUUUGCAUCUCUGUUACUGCUGGCUUCAAAAAUCAAAAUCAGAUUGGAAAUGCAUAUGGUACUGCAGUUGUGAUAGUUAUGCUGGUAACAACAUUGCUUAUGAUUCUAAUCAUGAUAUUAGUAUGGCGCUGUCACUGGAUUCUUGUCUUCAUCUUCACUGGCUUAUCACUGAUCGUGGAAUGCACUUACUUCUCAGCUGUUCUCUUCAAAGUUGAUCAGGGCGGGUGGGUUCCCCUAGUAAUUGCUGCAGCAUUUCUUCUUAUUAUGUAUGUUUGGCAUUAUGGCACUGUGAAGCGCUAUGAGUUUGAAAUGCAUAGUAAGGUCUCAAUGGCAUGGCUUCUUGGGCUUGGUCCAAGUUUAGGGCUUGUCCGUGUCCCCGGGGUUGGGUUAGUCUACACAGAGCUUGCAAGCGGAGUACCUCACAUCUUUUCCCACUUCAUCACCAACCUGCCAGCUCUCCAUUCUGUUGUUGUUUUUGUAUGUGUCAAAUACCUCCCUGUCUAUACUGUCCCUGAUGAUGAACGAUUCCUUGUCAAGCGAAUUGGACCCAAGAAUUUUCACAUUUUCCGAUGUGUGGCACGAUAUGGCUAUAAAGACCUGCACAAGAGAGAUGAGGAUUUUGAGAGAAAACUCUUUGAUAACCUUUUCAUUUUUGUCCGGCUUGAGUCUAUGAUGGAAGGAUGUUCAGAUUCAGACUACAGUUUACCUGGAAGACAAACGCAGCAGUCAAGAGAUGACCUGAUGCUAAAUAACAACGGAAACACAGUUUCAUCUCUGGUGGACUUCACCAUUUCAUCUGUGGAUUCCAUAGUGCCAGCUAGAUCUCCAUUCCAUGUAAAUAAUACUCUAGGGUCCUCUGGUCAAUCAAGUGGCCCUACUGAGGUUGAUGAACUUGAAUAUUUGAAAAGCUGCAUGGAUGCUGGGGUGGUCCACAUACUAGGGAACACAGUUGUGAGAGCUAGGAGGGAUUCAAAGUUCUACAAGAAAAUAGCUGUUGAUUAUAUAUAUGCAUUCCUUAGGAAGAUAUGCAGGGAGCAUAGUGUCAUCUUCAAUAUCCCUCAUGAGAGUCUUCUAAAUGUUGGUCAGAUAUUCUAUGUAUAGCCUUCCCCCUCCCUGUCUCUUUAUUUGGUCCAUGAUCAAUAAGAUGUAUCAUUCGAAACUGCCGUUUUGUGCACAGUUGAGCAUAGUGUAGAAUAUGGCAAUCGUGUUACAAAUGGAAGCAAACGGCUAGAGAAGAAUGGAUUAGGGCAAUUUCAUGUUGAAACUCCUAAAUCUCAAGUGGCUGGCCAGAAUGAUCCCUUGAAUAUUCCUUGGAUAUUGAGCAUUGUAUGCAUGGUGAGUCGCUUGAGCCCUUCAGAUGUGAGAGAGAUCGCUCUUCUUUCAAGUCCAUUAUCAUUGAGUGGCACCAAGUGUAAUGGACCAUAAUCUCUGGUGUCUUAUUUUGUUUUGAAGCAUUGAUUUAAUUUUUUUUUUUUUUGGUGGUAAAGACGUAAAGUCAUGCAUACAGGUUCUUUCAUGACUGCCCAAUGCCGAGUGGGAAAUUUUUGUCCACACCUCUUGUAUUUAUUUGCGGUAAAAGGAAUAUAUCUAAAUGAGUGCAUGGUUACCAAACUGGAUUUUUUUUUGUUUUUCAGAGUUGUGCUUUCAAAGAGAGGGGUUAGAAAGUACAAUCGUGUAUAGUCUUUCUUUUUUAGUUGCUUUACUUUAAUUAUCUUUGUACUGUCAAUCUCUUUCGAAGUGUAUUAUAUGCAAUUGAUUUGUGGUUAUGGAAAAUAUAUUAGAUUA
Messenger RNA from Neltuma alba, 3112 nucleotides. RefSeq names its product potassium transporter 10-like. The transcript has 8 exons. Lineage: Eukaryota; Viridiplantae; Streptophyta; Magnoliopsida; Fabales; Fabaceae. Gene Ontology annotation, biological process: potassium ion transmembrane transport. The coding region runs from base 56 to 2428 and encodes 790 amino acids. Gene Ontology annotation, cellular component: membrane. Gene Ontology annotation, molecular function: potassium ion transmembrane transporter activity. The record is from RefSeq and is a predicted model, not a curated record.